Messenger RNA from Nematolebias whitei (Rio pearlfish), 3369 nucleotides. RefSeq names its product inositol polyphosphate-4-phosphatase type I A. The transcript is spliced from 25 exons. Gene Ontology annotation, molecular function: phosphatidylinositol-3,4-bisphosphate 4-phosphatase activity. The record is from RefSeq and is a predicted model, not a curated record. NCBI's taxonomy places the organism in Eukaryota, Metazoa, Chordata, Actinopteri, Cyprinodontiformes, Rivulidae. The coding region runs from base 109 to 3087 and encodes 992 amino acids. Gene Ontology annotation, cellular component: cytoplasm.
GCCGUGCAUCCGCACAGGAAGAGGACCGCGUCACAUGGGAGUGUGUGCAUGUGCAUAUGAGGGUGUGUGUUCGGGCCUCCCACCGUCGCCCGCUCAUCCCGUUCUGACAUGGCGGGGGUCAGAGAGCGCAGCUCACAGAGACAGCGGCCAUGGUCGGUGUACCGGGCCAACACGUUCGAGCUGUCCAGUGAGAUGAUCGGAUUGGCUCUCGCAGGGAAUGUUCAGGACCCAGAUGAGCCCGUGCUGGAGUUCAGUGUUGUGUGCACAGACCUGGUGACACCUGCUUUGGAUCGAAAACCCAACAGCUUUGUGGCAGUGAGCUGCACGACGCCACCACAGGCCUUCUGGACCAAACACACACAGACUGAAGUCAUAGAGGGCACCAGUAAUCCCAUCUUCCUCAGCAGCAUCGCCUUCUUCCAGGACUCGUGCAUCAACCAUCAGACGCAGGUGAAGCUGGCCGUCUAUGACGUGAAGGACCGCUCGCAGAACACGAUGUACAUAUUGGGCUCUGCGCUUUUUUCUCUGAAGGAAUUACUACAAGAGAAGAGCCACAGAUUACAGCUGGAACUGCGUUCGCUACAGAACAAGCAGGUUGGGAGCAUUGCUGUGGCGGCAUGGCAGUUGGAGGAGAGGUCAGAUCCGAGGAUGUCCGUCGGACAUCUGCCAGACAUCAUUAACGGGCGGACUGUGCUGACUGUAGAUGAGAGCCUGACGGAGUCCAUGGGAGUCCGGGUCAAAUACGCCUCGCUAUGUAAAGACACCCUGCUACGCUCAGUGUUUGGAGGCGCCAUGUCCAGGAUGUACCGCUUACCCUCCACUGACGGGAACCACCUGCGGGUCCUGGAGCAGAUGGCCGAGAGCGUCCUGUCACUCAACAUUCCUCGACAGUUUGUCAAACUGCUGCUGGAUGAGGACACAACCAGGGUGUGCGAGCUGCAGGAGCUGGGAGAGUUAUCCCCCUGCUGGGAGAGUCUGCGGCGUCAGAUCAUCUCUCAGCACCAGUCUAUGAUACAAAGAUACCAGGAAACGCUGUUUGACCUCAGCAGCUACAGAGGUCCAUCGUUUAAAGCCAGUAACCUGAAGGCAGAGAGGAAGCUGGAGUUCAUGCCAACCAACCUCCACGUGCAGAGGAUGAGGGUGCAGGAUGAGCUGGGCUUCGAGCACACGUAUGAUGUGGUAACGAUCGGCGCUCCGGCUGCUCACUGCCAAGGUUUUAAAAACGGUGGCCUGAGGAAGCUCGUGCAGAAGUUUGAGGAGGCAAAGAAACACGUUUAUGAGGAGGGAUGCAGCGCCAUCUCUAGCUCGCAGUCCAUCGUUUACACCCCACAGGACAUUGUUCGAGCCAAAGAGAUCAUCUCCCACAUCAACACGCUCAAGACUCAAGUUAGCUACUACUCUGAGAGGCUUUCCCGAGCUGCCAAAGACCGGUCAGCCAGUGGGCUGGAAAGAACGCUUGCUAUUCUGACUGAUAAGACACGUCAGCUAGUGACAGUGUGCGACUGCAAGCUGCUGACUUUGGCCAUUCAGGCUUUGGAUGCUGCACGACCCGAGUACAUUGCCUCGAAAGCAUCUCCUUCCACCGAAUCCGAACAGGUAGUCCUCCGCAAUGACCAGGACACCCUGCUCGCCAAGUGGAGCGGUUGCAACAGUCGUUCAUCGCUGCAUGUGGACUGGCACGAAGAGGAAUGGGAGAAAGUGUGGGUGAACGUGGAUAAAUCUCUGGAGUGCAUCAUCCAGCGAGUGGACAAGCUGCUUCAGAAACAGAGGAGACCCAGCAUGGACAGUCGGGACAGUACUCAGAGUGACCAACAGGGCGACAGCACCAAGAAAGGUGACAAUAAAACACGAGCUUUCUGGAUCAACCCUGGAAGUUCAUCACAAGACUCCCCUUCACCAUCAUCCUCAUCAUCAGAGCCACCUCUACCAUCCUCAUCAUCAGCACCCGCCCUUUCUUCUGCACGCCCCCCCAGCCCUGAACAAACGAACUAUGGAAGCCCCUGUGCUGAGGAAGCGUACCCAGGUGAGUGGAGCGAGGCGUUGUACCCCCUCCUCACCACGCUCACGGAGUGCGUCUCCAUGAUGAGCGACAAGGCCAAGAAGUCCAUGGUGUUCCUGCUGAUGCAGGACAGCGCCCCCACCAUCGCCAUGGACGUGUCGCUGCAGUACCGCCGGGAUGUCGUCUUCUGCCAGACGCUCACCGCCUUGAUCUGCGGCUUCAUCAUCAAACUGAGGAACUGUCUCUGGGACAAUGGCUUCCUGCGGCAGCUCUACACCAUCGGCCUGCUGGCUCAGUUUGAGUCCCUGCUCAGCACCUACGGAGAGGAGCUCGCGAUGUUGGAGGACAUGAGCGUUGGCGUCAUGGAUCUGCGCAACGUCACCUUUAAGGUCACCCAGGCAGCUGGAAGCUCCGCCCCCGACAUGCUACCCAUCAUCACAGGGAACAGGGACGGCUUUAACGUUCGCAUCCCGCUGCCGGGGACCAUGUUUGACGCGCUGCCGCGUGAGAUCCAGAGCGGGAUGUUGCUGAGGGUGCAGCCGGUUCACUUCAACGUCGGCAUCAACGAGCAGCAAACGCUGGCUGAGAAGUUUGGAGACACAUCACUGCAGGAAAUCAUCAACUCGGAGAGUCUCUCCAGGCUCAACUCGUACUACGAACAGUUCAAGGAAGUCCUGCCUGAGGACUGUCUCCCGAGGUCUCGUUCCCAGACCUGUCUCCCUGAGCUGCUGAGGUUUCUGGGCCAGAACGUCAACGCCAGGAAGAACAAGAACGUGGACAUCCUCUGGCAGGCUGCCGAGAUCUGCCGCCGGCUGAACAGUGUUCGCUUCACCAGCUGCAAGAGCGCCAAAGACCGCACAGCCAUGUCUGUGACGCUGGAGCAGUGUCUCAUCCUGCAGCACGAACACGGCAUGGCGCCGCAGGUCUUCACACAGGCCCUCAACUGCAUGCGCAGCGAGGGCUGCAGGCGAGAAAACACGGUGAAGAACGUGGGCUGCAGGAAGUACGCCUUCAACUCGCUGCAACUCAAAGCCUUUCCCAAACACUACCGACCGCCGGAUGGCACCUAUGGCAAAGUGGAAACCUGACUGGACCUCGUGGAGGAGCCCGCCAGGACUGCAGAGACUUUUCCGGACUUGUUACUCAAAUAUGAGACUGAGGAAGGUUCAAACAUUUCAGAUGUUCAUCACCUGGUGACGUAGCAGAGGUUUAUUCUGAGAGACAGAGCGGAUCUCAGUGUUUUAAAAUACUGUUAUAUUAUUCAGUUCAUGAUAAACAUGUUUUAUCUCUGUCUCAAAUUAACAAAGCACUUACAUGAAAUGCUGUUGAUUGAAAAAUAAAAAAAAAACGAGUAUCUUAAGUAAUUACAA